Molecule: messenger RNA, 4488 nt
Organism: Calypte anna (Anna's hummingbird)
Lineage: Eukaryota; Metazoa; Chordata; Aves; Apodiformes; Trochilidae
Product: alpha-2-macroglobulin-like
Exons: 35
Coding region: 16-4473 (1485 amino acids)
Cellular component (GO): extracellular region
Molecular function (GO): endopeptidase inhibitor activity
Source: RefSeq, a predicted model, not a curated record
GACCUGCUCUGCAGCAUGGGGGACGACAGGCUGCCCAGAAAACCAAACAUCUUUCUCCUCCUUCUCUUCUUCCUUCCUGGAAAUACCUCUCCCACCACAGAACCGCAGUACAUGGUGCUACUGCCCUUUCUGAUACACACUGAGUCUCCUGGGAAAGUCUGUGUUCAGCUGACCCACCUGAAUGAGUCUGUGACACUGAGUGCCACACUUGAGUACCAAGGAGAAAACAGGAGCUUGAUCAAUGAUGUGGUAUCAGAGAAGGAUGUCUUCACCUGCAUCCCUUUCUAUCUUCCAAAAUCCAACAGCACAUCAGUGGCGUUUCUCACUGUGAUGGUAAAGGGGGCAACAGUGCAGUUCAUGAGUCGCAAGUCAGUGCUCGUCCAGAAUUCUGAGAGCUUGGUCUUCGUUCAGACAGAUAAACCCAUCUACAAGCCUGGACAGACAGUUCUGUUUCGGAUCGUCUCUCUGGACAAAGACUUCCACCCGCUGAAUGAGAAGUUUCCACUUGUCUAUAUUCAGGAUCCCCAGAGGAACCGUAUCUAUCAAUGGCAAGGGGUGGAACUAGACACCGGCCUUACGCAGCUGUCCUUCCCCCUUGCCUCAGAGCCCAUCCAAGGCUCCUACAAAAUAGUGGUGCAGAAGAGUUUCUCAUCCCAUGUGGAGCACUCCUUCAGUGUGGAGGAAUAUGUGCUGCCCAAGUACGAGGUGCUAGUGAAACUGCCCAAGACGAUCACUAUUAAGGACAUGGAGCUUCCAGUGUCCAUCUGCGGUCUGUACACUUAUGGGAAACCUGUUCCUGGUCUGGUCAGUGUCCAAGUGUGCCGGAAAUUUUCCCAUUCUGCUUCAAGUUGUUACGGAAAAGAAGCAGAAGCUGUUUGUGAAGAAUUUACUAGGCAGGCAGAUGCUCGUGGGUGUGUUUCUGGUGUAGUAAGGACCAAGAUAUUUCAGCUCCAGCGCAGGGGAUAUGAGAUGAGCAUUGAGGUACAAGGAAAGAUCAUAGAAGAUGGCACAGGAACAGAGAUGACUGGAACAGGCUCCUGUACAAUUACAUCCGUCAUGAGCAAAGUCAGCUUUGACCUGCUGGACUCUCAAUAUAGACCAGGGAUCCCACUCUUUGGGAGGGUGAAGCUGGUAGACGGCACUGAUGCUCCAAUUGCCAAUGAAACCAUCACGAUUUCUGUGGAUGGAGACAGAUACAGAGAGAAUUAUACUACAGAUGAGCAGGGGCAAUCCUGGUUUUCCAUAGACACUGCCACUUUCACACAAGCUUCCCUGGAAGUCCGAGCUGAUUAUAAACCUGAACUGAACUGUUAUGACAACAACUGGAUCACACCUUCACAUGAGCAUGCCAUACGUAGAAUCAGUCGGUUUUACUCACCCAGUAAGAGUUUUCUCAAAAUUGAGCCAAAGCCUGAGACAUUAAGUUGUGGCUCCACAGCGGAGGUCCAAGUACACUAUAUCUUCACACAAGAGGCCCUAGGAGGGCAGAAGAGCAUUGUCAUUUACUAUCUGGUCAUGGCCAAGGGAAGCAUUAUAUUAUCAGACACCUAUGAUCUGACUGUGAAUCCUGGAGAUGGCUAUGGGACAUUUCAGCUGACCUUCCUUGUUGAUGCUGCAAUUGCUCCUCUGGCACGGAUGCUUGUGUAUACCACUUUACCCAGUGGAGAAGUCAUUGCCAGUUCAGCAGAUUUUCAGGUUGAAAGCUGCCUCCCCAAUAAAGUCAGAUUGCGUUUUUCACCCAAGGAAGGUCUUCCUGCCUCCAAUACAAGCCUGCAACUCCAUGCCUCACCAGGAUCUCUGUGUGCCCUCCGUGCUGUGGACAAGAGUGUAGUCCUUAUGAAGCCUGAGGAUGAGCUCUCUUCCAGCUCUGUGUAUGAUCUUCUCCCACUGAAGGAUGUCCGAGGUUAUAGCUUCAAGGACUACUACCUGGAAGAAGACAAUGUAAACCCUUGUGUGUCACUUGACAACAUAUUAUUAAAUGGAUUUGUCUAUAUACCCACAUCUCCUGAUGGUGAAGAUGAUGCCUAUGACAUUCUCAAAGAAUUGGGCUUAAAAGUCUUCACUAGCAGCAAAAUCCAUAAGCCUGAAAUCUGUCAGCAUUACCCAGGACACAUGAUGGAAAGGAGUUACAGUAGUUCUAUCACUGCAAUGAGUCUACUUGAUGAAUUUGAUGAGGAUGUGAUAAAAGAUACGGUUGCUGCCAGUCCUGUGGAUACCAUCCGGAAGUACUUCCCCGAGACAUGGAUCUGGGACUUAGUUUCAGUGAACUCUGAGGGAAAUGCUGAUCUAGAUGUGACCAUCCCUGACACCAUCACCGAGUGGAAAGCCAAUGCAUUCUGCACUUCAGCAGACAGGGGCUUUGGCCUGUCCCCAACAGUGUCCCUCAGAGCCUUCCAGCCCUUCUUUGUAGAGCUCACCAUGCCCUACUCUGUAGUGCGUGGUGAGUCCUUCACACUCAAAGCCACCGUUUUCAACUACCUGGCUGCCUGCAUCAGGGUCAGCGUGUCACUCACUGAAUCUACCAAUUUCCUGGCUACACCAGUAGAGAAGCAGGAGGAAUCAUACUGUGUCUGCAUGAAUGAAAGAAAAACUGUGGCUUGGGUCGUAACACCAAAGUCUCUAGGGCAGGUGGAGUUCUCAGUAAGCACUGAGGCCCUGCAUAACCAGCAGCCCUGCGGGAAUGCCAUCGUGGAGACCCCCAGGAAAGGGAGAAAGGACACAGUCAUCAGACAGCUGCUGGUGGAGCCUGAAGGAACUGAGGUGGAAACUACCUACAACUCUGUUCUCUGUGCGUCUGAAAAGUCAAUGUCGAAGAGGAUCUCCCUGGUUCUUCCAGAGACUGUGGUGGAUGGCUCAGCCAGAGCAUAUUUCUCAGUGUUAGGUGACAUCAUGGGCACUGCCAUGCAGAACCUGCACCAGCUUCUCCAGAUGCCAUUUGGCUGUGGGGAGCAGAACAUGGUCCUGUUUGCACCCAACAUCUAUGUUCUGGACUACCUGAACAAGACAGGGCAGCUGAGUGAGGAGGUCAAAUCCAAGGCCAUUGGAUAUUUAGUGAGCGGGUAUCAGAGACAACUGAACUACAAACACUGGGAUGGUUCUUAUAGCACCUUUGGGCCCCGUUACGGGCAAGCUGGGAAUACCUGGCUCACAGCCUUUGUCCUCAAGUCCUUUGCCCAAGCCCGGCCUCACAUCUUCAUAGAUGAAAAGCACAUACAGGAUGCUUUGAUCUGGCUUACUCAAAAGCAAAAGGAGAAUGGCUGCUUCCACAGUUCUGGGACGCUCCUGAACAAUGCCAUGAAGGGUGGAGUGGACAACGAGGUCUCUCUGACGGCAUACAUCACUAUUGCAUUGCUGGAGAUUCCUCUGCCUGUAACUCACUCAGUGGUGCGUAAUGCUCUCUUCUGCCUGGAAACAGCAACAAAUGAGAAAGAAAACCACGUGUACACCAAAGCACUGAUGGCGUACGCCUUUGCCCUGGCAGGGAAGGAGGAGAAGAGGAAGGCAUUGCUUGGCUCUCUUGAAAAGGAAGCUGUGAAAGAGGAUGGGACUGUACACUGGCAGCGGCCUGGGAAAGAGCCCGAGGUUGAUCUCCCGUACUAUCGCUACCGGGCUCCCUCUGCUGAAGUGGAGAUGACAGCCUACGUGCUCCUUGCUCACCUCUCCGUGCAGCCAGCACCCUCCCAGGAGGAGCUGUCCUUGGCGUCUCUCAUUGCAAAGUGGAUCAGCGGGCAGCAGAAUCCCAAUGGAGGCUUCUCCUCCACCCAGGACACAGUGGUGGCUCUCCAAGCCCUGUCCCUGUACGGAGCUGCCACCUAUGCCAAGAGUGGAGCAGCUUCCAUGGUGACCCUGAGAUCUGCAGGGGACUUCCAGCAAGACUUCCGAGUGGAUCCCACAAACCGGCUGCUGCUCCAGCGCGUGGCCCUGCCCCAGGUUCCAGGGGUGUACAGCACGGAGGUGUCAGGAGAAGGAUGCGUCUACCUGCAGACAAGCCUGAAGUACAACGUGCAGCCCACUCAGGAGGAUGCACCCUUCAAGCUCAAUGUCUACACGAUCCCAGAGACAUGUGUGGACUCCAAGGCUCACAGGGUCUUUGACAUAGGCAUAAAUGUCAGUUACACUGGGGAGCGCAACAGCUCCAACAUGGUGAUUGUUGAUGUGAAGAUGCUGUCAGGAUUCAUCCCUGUGAAGUCCUCCGUGAGGAAGCUCUCAAACACCUGGCUUCCCCAGAUCCAAAGGACCGAAGUGAGCACAAACCACGUUCUGCUCUACAUCGAGCAGCUGAGCAGUGAGACCCUCAGCUUCUCCUUCACAGUGGAGCGGGAUGUCCCUGUGCAGGGCCUGAAGCCUGCUCAGGUGAAGGUCUAUGACUACUAUGAGACAGAUGAGUUUGCUACACAGGAAUACAGUGCUCCCUGCACCACAGGUGGGGUACCAAGAGCUUUGCAGUUUUCUACAUCUUUCUUGUGUUUCUGAUCUUGCAGCCAACAU